This is a messenger RNA of Hypoxylon trugodes, 1991 nucleotides long. RefSeq lists its product as uncharacterized. The record is from RefSeq and is a predicted model, not a curated record. The transcript has a single exon. Bases 188 to 1882 code for a protein of 564 amino acids. NCBI's taxonomy places the organism in Eukaryota, Fungi, Ascomycota, Sordariomycetes, Xylariales, Hypoxylaceae.
UCAUCAACAACUGUGUGUUCCCGUCAUCAGGAACACGCCUUCAUCAUCAAUUGUUCAUCUCCAAAUGGACAUUCAAUUGUUUUGAAACAAAAAUUCAUUUGAUUUCAAACAUUUAUUUCAAGCCCUUGUCCAAUUCAUUGAAACCCCUCCAGUCCAAGACUCGGCGGUUUUCGCCUACCCGUCAGCCAUGGCCCAUAAACGCUCCGAUUCCACUUCCUCGAGUGAGGAUCCCUUCCAUCUCGAGAAGUAUGUUUCUGCCUGUAAUCGAGCUUCGGCCUACGAGAACGCGCAGUCGCGAGAGCACACUGAGAGCCCGGCUUCAUCUUCUACGAAGCCCAUUCCCAUCGCCGGCGCUAAGGAGAAGCACACUAUGCGCCGAAAGAUCUCGGCCAAGUUAUCGUCGUUCAAGGACUUGUUCGGCAAGGAGAGCAAGGAUGCGAAGAACAAGGAGAUGUCUGAGGAAUACAUGGCGAUCAUGAAUAACGCUUUAAUGAUCCCUAAGCCUUUGAGUAUCAACAAGAUGCCACAAGACGCCGACCCCGGCAAUGCGACCGGCGAAUACAACGGCGAAGGAUCCGGAAGCAAUAGAAUGCAGGAUGAUCGCUACGCUCCCCUUGAACCCUUUUCCAGCUUUUAUGGUUCGGACGACAAGCCUCUUCCUUUAAUUCCACCCUUGCGAUCGUCGAACCCUGACGACCUCGCGGCCGAGAUUGAUAACGCCCUCAGCGAAUUUCGACAAUUCGAGCUUAGCCCUAACGUUACAGUCCAGACUUCGCGUCUCCCUCCCCACCAAAACGGGUUUAUCCAAGCCCGCAAGGCGCCUUCUCUUCAGGAUAUCAGUCGCCGACAGGUUGAAGCAGUAGCUGCCGGUCGCCGUCCCCGUUAUCCACGCUACGACCAUGUCCUCGAGGAGUACAUAGAACCAGGUUCGGACGACUCAGAGGAUGAUACACUUCCAUUUCUAGACGUGUACACCAGCCAGGCAGCGUUGCAGGCAGAAGGCCACCUGAACUCAUCCGAGUUGGCCGAGCGAGAGUUUGAGGGCGCCGCGGAGGACACCCCCAAGGAGAUUAUGGAAGACGCUAUGGAGGACGUUAUGGAGGAUACCGCGAAGAGCACCGCAAUUGACUUAGGAAAGAACACUCCGUCGCCCGUCAAAAGUCGCCAGAGAUCCCCGACACGCAUUCCUGUUCCGAACAGCAAGCGACCUGCCACUCCGGUUCGCCGCUAUCGCUCGUCUAUGCACAUGUGUGACCAAGAGCCUCUCAAGCUUAACACUCAGACGCUACUCGAUCCCCCGUCUCCGCCGGCCCACCAGCCUCAGCUACCUCCGAAAGAAAUCAAGGAGAAGCCUGCGUCGCCCACCAAGAUCCCCAUUAAGGCUUUACAGAACCCUCUACUUCGAUCAGCUCUUCCGAGAUCACAAGGCUCCCGAGGAGAUCUUAAGGAACUGCGAAAGAAGCGCGCUGAAUCCGCUAAGAAGCAGAAGGAGGUUGACGAAAUUGUGAGAAAGGCAUCAGCUAUGUCCCAGGCCGCAAGCAAGCUUCAAGAGGCAGAGAGCGCCGACGAGAACGCUCAGACUUCCGCCGACACCGAUGGUGCUCUACCUUCUCAGCCCCAGCAAUCUGGUGGUGACUCUGACAACACCGAAUCGAAUGUCAGCGGUCUCACUUACGAACAAGCUGUGGCGCAGUUGGCCGAACUAAACAGGGCAUAUGCGGUCCUGGAGAGAGCACAUGACUUUAGCACUGAUGCUAUAGCGUUGAUCGACAGAAUGGACCAAGUGCUGGCAGACAUGGGAGUUCCUGGUCCUGACGAGGUUAUCGAGUCCGAUCCUGAAGACGCUCCUCAGGGUGCCUCCAAGAGUGGCCCCAAACAUUAAACUACCAUAACGGCGCUAAGGGCGAAUCACGCCUAUAUCGUCACCUUUUGGAAGUUGUUUUCAUUCAUCCGGCGUAAGAUGGUUGGGUUUUCAAUUCCGGUUUUCUAAU